Phanerochaete carnosa HHB-10118-sp is the source of this 1574-nucleotide messenger RNA. RefSeq lists its product as uncharacterized. The coding region runs from base 59 to 1402 and encodes 447 amino acids. Gene Ontology annotation, cellular component: nucleus; microtubule; spindle. The record is from RefSeq and is a predicted model, not a curated record. NCBI's taxonomy places the organism in Eukaryota, Fungi, Basidiomycota, Agaricomycetes, Polyporales, Phanerochaetaceae. Gene Ontology annotation, molecular function: structural constituent of cytoskeleton; GTP binding. Gene Ontology annotation, biological process: nuclear division; nuclear migration by microtubule mediated pushing forces; microtubule cytoskeleton organization. The transcript is spliced from 7 exons.
UUUGUCGACCUUUUCCAUCACCCACCCAUACCCUCCUUAUCGGUCUCGCUAGGUAGAAAUGCGUGAAGUUAUCUCAAUCCACGUCGGUCAGGCUGGUGUCCAGAUCGGUAACGCUUGCUGGGAACUCUACACCGUCGAGCACGGUCUCAGUCCGGACGGACGUCUUGUUGAGGGCUCUCCCUCCGCCCACGACGACGGCUUCAGCACUUUCUUCUCUGAGACCUCGUCGGGCAAGCACGUCCCUCGCUCGCUUUACGUCGAUCUCGAACCCAAUGUCAUCGAUGAGAUUCGGUCCGGGAGUUACAGGAGUCUCUUCCACCCCGAGACUCUCAUUACUGGCAAGGAGGAUGCUGCGAGCAACUACGCCCGCGGUCAUUACACUGUGGGCAAGGAGAUGAUUGACACUGUGAUGGACAAGGUCCGCCGCCUUGCGGACAACUGCAAUGGUCUUCAGGGCUUCUUCGUCUUCCACUCCUUCGGCGGUGGAACCGGCUCUGGUUUUGGUGCCCUCGUUCUCGAGCGCCUCUCGACCGACUACGGCAAGAAGUCCAAGCUGGAGUUCUCUGUGUACCCCGCGCCAACAAUGGCCAACUCCGUUGUUGAACCCUACAACUCCGUUCUCACCACCCACACCACCCUCGAGCACUCUGACUGCUCAUUCAUGGUCGACAACGAGGCCAUCUACGAUAUUUGCAAGAAGCGUCUUGGUAUCACCUCGCCGGGCUUCACCAACCUGAACCGUCUCAUCGCUCAGGUUGUCUCUUCGAUCACGGCCUCGCUCCGUUUCGAUGGCUCCUUGAACGUCGACCUGAACGAGUUCCAGACCAACUUGGUGCCUUUCCCUCGUAUUCACUUCCCUCUCGCCACCUUUGCUCCCAUCGUCUCUGCCGAGAAGGCGCAUCACGAGCAGAAUUCGGUUGCUGACAUGACCUUCUCCUGCUUCGAGACUGGCAACCAGAUGGUCAAGUGCGAUCCUCGUGAGGGCAAGUACAUGGCGUGUGCUCUCCUGUACCGCGGUGAUGUCGUUCCCAAGGACGUUAACGCCGCUGUUGCGAUUAUUAAGACUAAGCGCACCAUUCAAUUCGUCGACUGGUGUCCAACUGGCUUCAAGCUUGGUAUCUGCAACGAGCCACCAGCUCACAUUCCGGGUGGUGACCUUGCCAAGGUCACUCGCAGCCUUUGCAUGCUCUCCAACACCACUGCCAUCUCGUCCGCUUGGAGCAGGCUCGAUCACAAGUUCGAUCUCCUCUACUCUAAGCGUGCCUUCGUCCACUGGUACGUCGGUGAGGGUAUGGAGGAGGGUGAAUUCUCCGAGGCUCGUGAGGAUCUUGCCGCCCUCGAGAAGGACUACGAGGAGGUCGGCAUUGACUCUGCGGAUGCCGAGGAGGCUGGCGAGUACUAGGUGGUUUCUUCUCUGUUUCGUUACUCGGAAUACUUCACACUUUGCAUCGCCGUUCACGGGGUCCUCUACUUCCUGCACCCUCUAAUUCUGUUACGUUGUCUCAUGAAAUUUUACGCAUCCUCGGUAUUCUACAUGUUUCCUUUCUGCGGGCAUAUUCUCUAUAAAUCAUAUC